ACUCUGGCAAGUUGUCGAAGACAUUGGAGAUUGUUUGUUUUUACGUUGUUAGGUAACGACAGAAGCAUGCUCACUUGGUUUUUACUUGCAACUAACGCACAAAUAAAAUCUAGAUUUAGAUUAGUCUAGUUUGUAAAAAAAAAAAUCAUUCUGUCGUUGUGAUAAUUCGUCCCAUGUUUGUGCGUGUGUGUGGAUAAAAUUGAUACAACGCACAGUAAUAGAUCUAUCAUCUAGAAACUAGAUGUAGAUCAAGAUCGAAUUACGACGAAUUAGAUCUACUGAUCUAGAUUAGAUCUAGAUAGCAUUCAGAAGUCGCAUUUAAAUUUAAAGUCUACUGAUCUACUGUAUAGUGUACACAUAGAAUCUAGAUUUAAUACUUCAUAAAUCACAACAUGAUAAAUAAUCACUAUAGUUAUAGCCCAUCAGACUCACAAAUGAUCGGUGACCCAUUUGGUGACAAUAGUGCUAUGCACAAAGAUGUAAAUCAUCUAAGUAUCUCACGUGGAGAAAGAAUAGAUGCAGAAAUAGACUGGACUAAACUCAAGACACUGCAUGUUUAUGACGAAAUGGAAAAUAAAAUAAUGUUUACAGAUAUUUUUAAGCAUCAGAAGACCAUUAUAAUUUUUACAAGGCACUUUUUAGAUUUUGUUUCAAAAGAAUAUGUUGAAGAUAUAGCCAUUAUUCCAUUAGAAUAUACUCAGAAUGCAGGGGUAAGGUUGGUAGUAAUAGGUCCAGCUCAGCCCAAACAUAUAAAGCAGGCAUUUAAAAAGUUAACUGGCCUAAGCUAUUCUCUUUAUGUUGAUCCAGAGAGAGAGGUAUAUAAAGCUUUAGGAUGCCAAGAUAAGAUAGCUACAGCUGCAGUAGAAAACAGUAAGCACAUCAAAUCAGGUUUUGUAACAGGAAUGUUGAGUAGUGUUUGGCGAGCAAUGACUUCUGGAGAUAAAGAGUUUCAAGGUGAUAUUCAGCAACAGGGCGGUGCAUUUAUUUUUGGUCCAGGAGAUGUGUGCCACUUCAGCCAUAUAGAUCAAAAUGCUGCUGACCAUUGUCCACUGAAUGAUAUUUUGACCAGGGCUAAUGUUAUGAAUGUCAGCUUCCCUAAAGACCCUAGAAUAGAGAUUGUAUGAUUGUUUCAACUGCAUUUUCAAAAUAAAAUUCUUGUCUCAUAGCACAAACACAAAAUAAUUGAUCCAGCUAACUGAAGAACACAAGUGUUUUAACAAUUCAGAACUAUUUUAGUGACAUAAAGUUUAAAGUUUUUGUUCAAAUGAUGUAAACAUUUAACUUUUUAGGAUAUAUAAAUUUUGAAAAAAAAAAAAAAAAAAAAAAGAAGAAUUUCCAUUAUAAGACAACAAUCACAAAAACAACAGACAUAUAAGAAUUCUUUUGCAUCCUUAGUAAUUAAAUCCAAUUAACUUUCUGAUGUCACCUUCACAUCUAAUGUUUGAGUGAAACUGAUAUGAACUUAGAUUUUGUUUACUAUCAUUGUAAUGUAUUCUUAUGUGUAAUGCACAAUUUAUUAAACAAUAGCUUGUCAAGGUCUGACAAGGUCUAAAAAUAUGCCAUUAUUAUAAAAUAGCAGUUAAAUGCAACUAAACAUAGUGCUUAGUUUAUUAAAUUUACUCAUAAGAAUCUAAUGGUGCAACACAUUUAACAUUUUUUCCGUUCUCUGAAUGAUCUUAAAAGAAAAACAUUUCUCAAAUUUUUGCCAAAUUACUUAGUUGCUUAUGUCACAAUGGCUAACACUAUGAUCUAUCACUUCUCUGAACCAGUAGUGAAGGAGAUGGGGGGGGGGGGGCAUGAAGGGGGUAUCUGGUGAAUGUGACAGUGAUAAACUGUUUAAAUGCAUUUGUAAAAAAAAAAAGUGCUUAGUCUUUUAGAUUCAAACUUUGAAGUGGCAAUCUAUCUCUACAAAGUAUAAAGGUGACUAAUUAAGUGGCAAUCUAUCUCUACAAAGUAUAAAGGUGACUAAUUAAGCUUUUACCACCACUUUAGAUUUAGAUUCUUGUGAAAAAGAAAUUGUGCAAAAUUCAGCUUGAUUCAAGAUUGGGUGUUAGAGAAAUAAUGUACAAACUUUUUACCAGAUGGAGACAGUUGAUGUAAACUUUGUAAAAUAAAUUCUGCAGGUUAAAUGUAUGGUAAUUUUAUAGAUUUUGUAAAUAAAACUUUUUUUUUCA
Messenger RNA from Biomphalaria glabrata, 2174 nucleotides. Its product is annotated as peroxiredoxin-like 2C. The transcript is spliced from 7 exons. The record is from RefSeq and is a predicted model, not a curated record. NCBI's taxonomy places the organism in Eukaryota, Metazoa, Mollusca, Gastropoda, Planorbidae. Bases 393 to 1124 code for a protein of 243 amino acids.